Closterium sp. Naga37s-1 is the source of this 2988-nucleotide messenger RNA. The record is from the annotation of a GenBank genome assembly. NCBI's taxonomy places the organism in Eukaryota, Viridiplantae, Streptophyta, Zygnematophyceae, Desmidiales, Closteriaceae.
AUGAACGGCCCAGAUCAUUCCGAGUCAGAGGGCGUUGACAGUGGAGGAGAGGGGUUUGUGGUUCCUCGGUUGGGGCAUGAGGAGCACGGGGCGGGGGAAGGGGAGGAGGGCAAGAAGGAGCAGGGGAGGGGUGGGAGUAGGCGAGCGCAAGAGGAGGAGUUUAGCAUGAAUCUGUGGCUCGUGGGGAGCGGCAACGGGGGAAGCAGCACCACCAGCAGCACCGCCGGUUGGUUUCCCGCGAGCAGCUCGCAGACGCAGGUCACUCUUGCUGCCCCGGGCUGCGUGCUCGCCCCCUCCUGGAGCAUCAGCGGAUUCUCAAACACCCAAUCGCAAGGAGAUGCGGCGGGGAAGGAAAGGGAGGGGAGAACAGGAGCGGAGGCUGAGGUAGAAGGGGGUGGUAGGAGCGGGGGGGAAGCAGAAGGGGGGGAUGACGCAGCAGAAGGGUGGCACCCCACGCCUCCCGCGGUGGUGCAGAGCCCGUUCGGGGUUUCCGCGCACCUAGAGGGGCCAGAAACGGGGCAAGCGGAGGAGGGCGGGGACAUGGAUCGGGUGUGGGAGGAGCUGUACGUGCAGAGGGAGUGUGCGUCGCAGCCGUCGUCCCCCAAAGAGUCCAGAGGCGCGCUGCCCGCCAUCAAGCGCCUGCUUGUCGCGCGCAGGGAGUCUGUGCAGCGCUCAGACAGCCUGGCCAGCACUGACAGCCGCAGCAGCAUCUCACGCCACGCCACUGUGGGGAAUGACGGCUGGCAGCAGCUGGAAAUGGCGGGUGCGGAGGGAGACGUACCACGGCAGCGGCGACGGCGGCGGCGGCGGCAUUCCAUGGACUCAAUCCACCUGGAGGCGUCGGGGUUGAAGCAGAGGGCGGCGAGCGAGCUCGCCAUGCACCGCUCGCCGCCGUCGCCGUUAAGCCCGUCCUCUCAAGGCCCCUCCCUGCGCGUUGCAGAGGGCACCCAUGCAGGGUGGCAGGGGCAGCAGGGUGUGAGGAAUGGAAGGGCGAUUCCAGUGGCCCGCCAGGUCCCGUCGCCGCUACAGCCGCCCUCUCCUCGCCUGCCGGCGGUGCGAUCUUCUCCGCUCAUGAGCUACGAGCACCCAGAUAUAUACCCUCCGUCAAUGCAUUCACCUCAGUCGAAGCAGUCGCCUCGUGCAUCGCCCCGCCGCCGUGCUGCUGUCCCAAUCCAUGCCCCGAAGCUGCAGCAGUGCAUGACGGGCGCACUGGGCCAUGAGGGCCACGAGGAGGAGAAGGCGUGCAUGCGUGUGCUGUCUGGGGAUGGCUCGUGUGUGAGUGAAACCAGCAGCAUGCGCAUCUACCAUGUCCCUUCUAGACCCAUGGCACCCAGCAGCACCGCUCCUGAUCGUUCCAGCCUGCAUCAGAAGCAGCAAAAGUGGCCGGCCCUUGAGGUGCCCCCCAGUCCUGACGGCGUGUCACCGCAUGCUACUGGCGUGCGAUGGCUGAAAUCUGCUCCCAUGGGCGGAGCCGCGGAAGUACGCAAGCUGGCGGGCAGCGGGCAGCAGGAAACUGCUCUCUGGGUUUGGCUGGGCCAGCAGCAGCUGGCAUGUGAUAGUGACACGCGUACCAGGAUGGCCGGUGAUUCUCCUCAAGAGCAGUCAUCUUUCCGCGGCGCAUCCUUCAAUGGAGGAUCGAUGAGGGACCUGCUGGAUGCUGACGCGGGACAAAUCAAAGAGGAACGUGCCGCGUCACGAGGGAAUUCCUGUGAAUGCGGAGCUCUCGAGGCGUCCGCGUGCAUUUGCAGCACCGACGCGUCGUCCCCCUCGCCCUCCGCGCGCAAAGGCACGACCAAGCCCAGCAGCAGCUUCCGCUUCUUCGCGUCGCUCAACCGCUCCGUCAGAAUCGAGAUUCCCGACGACACCCUUCCGCACCUGCCGGUUUCGCAGAGCCUACCAGACCCUCCCACAGACUCCGCCGCUCUUUGCGGUGCUCGCGAUCCGAGAAGCACGUUAGAGCUUUUCCACUCGUCGUCGCAGCCGCCGUUAUGGCAGCCCAGCUCACCCGUCGGCGUGCGCAGUCAGUACGCGGAAGCGAUUCGGGAGCGCGCUCGGCGCGCAAUGGAGUCGCAGGAGGCGAUGGACAGCGCGUGGGAGGACCUGCACGUCGCACAGGUCGCACAGAGCACGCCGACGUCGCCGUGUCGGUCGCCCGGCGCCAUGAGCAUGGUGUCGCCCAAGUCGCUCAGGCGAAUGCUGCUGGCGCCCGUGCGUGCACCCACGUCAGCGCGCAAAGCCAGCAGCAGCGCAGCGGGCUCGUGCGAGAGGGAGGCGCGGGGGACAGGGUCCGCGCGCGCGAGUGCGCCGAGAGGGGGAGGGUCCGCCAGCGAGCGCGAGAGCGGGCGGCGCACCAGAUCGCUGAAAGGCAGCGUCGAAUGUCCUGAGAGCGUGGACUGGUCAGGCGGGCUAUCUAGUCGAGAGCCUGAGAAAAGGCAGAGCGUUUCUAGCCCUAGGAUGGCUCGAAAUCUAACGGUGGACGUGAGGCGCGCAAGCGAGAGCACCGCCGGUUGCGCCGACCUUGACUUUUUCUCCUCCGAGUGGGAAUUUCCCGCCGCGCAGAGCGUGCCGUGCGCGCGCACGGACGCGGCUGCGGAUUCCCCCCCGGACUCCCCGCCCGCGGUCUUCGGGAACAGCUGCAUGCCUCCCGCCGUCUCCGCUGGUCUCCGCAUCAUCUCCUCGCCGCGCUCCCCCUCCCUGCACCUACCCUCCUUUUCCUCCCUCUCGCAUUCUGUAACCUCCUUGUCCCCGCGCUCCCCCUCCCGCCACGUCCCCUCUUCCUCCCUCGCGCUCCCCUCUCCGCGCGCCAAGGGCAAGGCCUCCCCUCCCGCCCUCCGCAGCGCGCACUCGUGCUCGGGCCCUCUCAGCCCGCAGGUUUCGCGGAAGGUUCCUGCGUGGGAGGAGGAGGAGGUGGCGGUGGUGGGGAGGCUGCUGGCAGCAGGUGUGGGGGAGAUCGCUGUGCCCGCCGCUGGCGCCAAUGGGAGGAAAUAG